Dufourea novaeangliae is the source of this 1171-nucleotide messenger RNA. RefSeq lists its product as uncharacterized. The record is from RefSeq and is a predicted model, not a curated record. Gene Ontology annotation, cellular component: membrane. Bases 218 to 622 code for a protein of 134 amino acids. The transcript is spliced from 4 exons. Lineage: Eukaryota; Metazoa; Arthropoda; Insecta; Hymenoptera; Halictidae.
AACGCUCGUUCGUGGGACUAGUGUCUCUGGGACACAUGGACUCCGAGACACGAGGUACGAAGGAGGGAACAGCGUGAUGCACAUUAGAGAUACCAUGCUCCUUGGCACACUGCGUCGACGGAGGUUGCUGGAGUAGUCAGUUCACGUCGAUUCACCGCAGGCACGGCAGCGAAUAAAUCGCCACCUUUGGCAUCGCCUAAACGACCAACCGAGGACCAUGAAGAGAUCUUCGAGCUUCCACUCGAGGUUCCUAGCUUGGAUUUUCUGCCUGUUCGCCGUUCUACUUCUACCAUCGAGGACAAGCGCCUUGGAGGAGAACUGUACGGACUUUCAAGGUGGAACCGUUCGACACGGCCUCCUUUAUGUACCAGGACCUGCGGUUUGCAGUCUGUGCGUCUGCUACCAUUCGGAGCCAAUGUGGUGUCAAGCCAUCUACUGCACGCCACCCUAUAAAUGCAAGAGGUUUCGGGUCGGCGAGCGUUGCUGCGAGUUCGAGUGCCUGGACGGGACGGACGCGGACUGGACCGGGCCGGAUCUGAUAAUCGCCGCGGGAUCGUCGAGGAUCGCGGAACAGGGCGCGGUCUGGCUGAUCGGGAUGAUCGCCCUGCUGAAGGCGCUCUAGUUCCCGCGGUUUUCAUCCACGUUGUACGGCGACGCAACGUCGAACGGACACGACGCGUCGACGAGAUUCGGCCUUUGGAAACGUGACGACACGGCGACGAGCAUCGAGCAACCAGGGAUGCUGGGAGGAAGGUACGGGGCGUAGCGUGUUGUCCGAUGAAACGUCUCACGUUCAAUCGGGUGAUUACGGUUUCCGCGAGGGGAAUGUUACCGAGUCACAUGGGAUUGUCCUCUGACCAUUUUAUAUAUCAUGAAAGCUUUUUAGUAAAUUGAUCUUUCCUCACCCCGUCAACCCUUGUACGCUUCUUGAGCCAUUAUUACUUUGUUAAUUCACGUCCGGUUGAACAGAGUAUAAUUGUUAAUUUUUUAUCGUUCUGUUCGGUAGCAUUUUGCUACCCUGUCUUCCGACCGUUUAGCUCCUCCUAUUUGAUAUCGUUUCUGCGUCUACACUUUAUCUUUAUGUGAUAUUUUUGGCCGCGAGAAAUUUUACGAACCACGAUGUCAGAGGAUGCACAGCUCGUGAUUACGAGGUGUUGCUACAGAGAGAAUA